Saccostrea echinata is the source of this 1028-nucleotide messenger RNA. Its product is annotated as solute carrier family 66 member 2-like. The coding region runs from base 120 to 959 and encodes 279 amino acids. The record is from RefSeq and is a predicted model, not a curated record. The transcript is spliced from 6 exons. Gene Ontology annotation, biological process: phospholipid translocation; retrograde transport, endosome to Golgi. Lineage: Eukaryota; Metazoa; Mollusca; Bivalvia; Ostreida; Ostreidae. Gene Ontology annotation, cellular component: trans-Golgi network; endosome.
GACUGUACCUUUAUUGAUUAACGACUCUAAUAUAUUGUUCGAAGGGAAUAAAAUAGGAAAUGUAACAAUAGAAGAAAUAAUUCAGAAACUGUCCUCCCAUCCUUGGGAAAUCCAUUGCCAUGCCAACCCCAGAUUAUAUGAUUCCAGCAGUUCUUCUGGAGCCAUUUAGUGGAAUUACAAUGCCUAACAUCAUAGAAAUCAUCAGCAUUGGCUGCCAGGGGGCCAUGAUAUUUGGCGGAGUGAUUCCAUUCAUACCACAGUACUUAGACAUAAAGAAGUCAGGAAAUGCUGACGGAUUCUCCACAUUUGUUUGCCUUAACCUCCUCAUUGCCAACAUUCUCCGAAUUUUGUUUUGGUUUGGUCGUCAUUUUGAGUUGCCUUUGUUAGCCCAGAGCAUCAUUAUGGUGUUUACUAUGUUAGCUUUGACCGAGCUGUGUGUCCGAGUCAAACACAAAGGAGAGCUCAUAGCUUCUAAAGAGCAUAAGUUCACCGAUUCAUUUUCUGCUCAUCCAAAUAAUGGUGAAGUAAGUCCACGAUUAAAUCGUACUGUCAUACCUGUGAGAACAUUUCUUGAUUUUGACAGAGGCCACUUCUGGAAAUGGACUUACUUUAGCAGCUAUCUGCAGUUCACAGUAGCCUUUACAGCUGUAGUGGGACUACUAACAUGGAUAUUUCUAGACAAUGUGUACUUUGUAGAGACAAUUGGCUUCCUUGCCGUAUUUGCUGAAGCAAUGUUAGGUGCUCCCCAAUUCUACAGGAACUUCGUAAACAAGUCUACACAUGGUAUGAGUAAAAAGAUGGUAGCUAUGUGGACCUGUGGAGAUUGCUUUAAGACAGGAUAUUUCAUCGUCCGUCAAGCUCCAGCCCAAUUCUGGAUCUGUGGGAUGUUACAAGUGGGAAUUGACAUUUCCAUCUUCUUACAGGUCUACUGUUACAGGAACAAGGCAGCCAUUAGUUGACGGGAAUAAAACUUUAGGAUGCUUUAUCACAAUGAAUCCAUGUAUCACAAGUGAACAAUCAUAUGACUC